Messenger RNA from Daphnia carinata, 1272 nucleotides. RefSeq lists its product as uncharacterized. Gene Ontology annotation, cellular component: extracellular matrix. NCBI's taxonomy places the organism in Eukaryota, Metazoa, Arthropoda, Branchiopoda, Diplostraca, Daphniidae. The record is from RefSeq and is a predicted model, not a curated record. The transcript is spliced from 3 exons. The coding region runs from base 202 to 1047 and encodes 281 amino acids.
GAUUCCAUUCUCUUCCAUUCACCUGAUUUGUUUGAUCCUUUCUUAUCCAUUCACUUUCGCGCAAUCGAAUUAUCGUAGCAUGCAAAUACGUCCCCGCCUGUAGUUAUCACCAUCAAAUUGGUAACAUAUAAAAAGGGCCGUCUGACCAACUUCAAAGUAUCAGUUCUCAAACUGUCUUGACAACCUCACAUCUCUUCCAACAUGAAGUUCGCCAUUCUCUUUGCUGUCUUUGCCGUCGCCGCUGCCAGUGAUAUCUAUAACAAGACACCGGCUUACUCCGCACCAUCUUACAAGGCACCGGCUUACUCAGCACCAUCUUACGAGGCUCCAGCCUACUCUGCCCCAGCCUACUCCGCACCUUCCUACUCUGCCCCAGCCUACUCUGCUCCAGCCUACUCUGCCCCAGCCUACUCUGCCCCAGCCUACUCUGCCCCAGCCUACUCUGCUCCAGUCUACACCGCCCCAGCUUACUCCACUCCAGCCUAUUCCGCACCGGCCUACUCCGCACCAGUAGAAUACCCUGCGCAACCAUACAGCUUCUCUUAUAACGUGAAAGACGAGCCAUCGUACAAUGAUUUCAUCCACUCUGAGAGCAGCGACGGCAAGGUGACGACCGGCUCUUACCGCGUCCUUCUCCCCGACGGCCGCACCCAGGUCGUCACCUACAAGGCUGACAGCUACGGAUACACCGCUGAUGUGAAAUACGAAGGCGAGGCCAAAUACCCAGAAUACAAACCUUCCGAAUACAAAGCCCCUGCGUACUCUACGCCAUCCUACAAAGCUCCCGUUUAUACAACCCCCGCACCAGCAUACAAAGCUCCAGUUUACACAACUCCUGCGCCAGCCUACAAAGCUCCCGUUUACACAACCCCCGCACCAGCCUACAAGGCACCCGAAUACAAAGCUCCUACUUACGUAGCACCCACGUAUAGUGCACCAGCUUACUCCGCACCUGCCUACAAAGCCCCCCAAUACAAGACCCCCGCUUACACCGCCCCGGCCUAUAAAGCACCAGUUUAUACCACGACCGCUUACCCUAAGUAUUAAUUCAUUGUGAAGUGAAUUUUACAAUUGAUCUGAAAAUUAUUUAAUUAAUUUAACACUGAACUGUAUAAAACGGAGAGUUAUGAAACCUGAUUUUCCUGUAAUGAAACAUUUGACGAACGAAGUAUUUCGUACGUAAUUCAAGUUCUUUGAAUUACAUCAACAUACAAAUGAGAAUCUUGUUUUCCGGUUUUGGUUUGAAACAAAUAUAAAUGUUUUUUAAUUCUU